Molecule: messenger RNA, 3180 nt
Organism: Perognathus longimembris pacificus (Pacific pocket mouse)
Lineage: Eukaryota; Metazoa; Chordata; Mammalia; Rodentia; Heteromyidae
Gene: Slc12a9
Product: solute carrier family 12 member 9
Exons: 14
Coding region: 149-2896 (915 amino acids)
Biological process (GO): potassium ion homeostasis; chloride transmembrane transport; potassium ion import across plasma membrane
Cellular component (GO): membrane
Molecular function (GO): potassium:chloride symporter activity
Source: RefSeq, a predicted model, not a curated record
GCAUCCCGGCCGCCGGCAGCCUUUUCCGGCCCCCGCGGCCCCCCGGGUGUAGCGGGUCCCCCGGCGCGCGGGGAUCGCCCGAACCUGAUCGGCCUGCGAGGGGCCGCCAGACUGACCCAUCUGUGGCUUCCUCUGCCUGGGCUCAGCCAUGGCCAGUGAGAACUCCCCUCUGCUGGCCUACCGGCUCCUGGGGGAGGAGGGGGCUGCCUUCCCUGCCGGUGGAGCUGGAGGACCUGGGGGGACAUCCACCCGGAAGCUCUCCACCUUCCUGGGCGUGGUGGUGCCCACGGUCCUGUCCAUGUUCAGUAUCGUUGUCUUCUUGAGGAUCGGGUUUGUGGUGGGCCACGCUGGGCUGCUGCAGGCUCUGGCCAUGCUUCUGGUUGCCUACUUCAUCUUGGCACUCACCGUCCUCUCCGUCUGUGCCAUCGCCACCAAUGGAGCUGUGCGAGGGGGCGGGGCGUAUUUCAUGAUCAGCCGGACACUGGGGCCUGAGGUCGGCGGCAGCAUUGGCCUCAUGUUCUACCUGGCUAAUGUGUGCGGCUGCGCGGUGUCCCUGCUGGGGCUGGUGGAGUCCGUGCUCGAUGUCUUCGGGGCUGGUGCCACAGAGUCGAAUGGACUACAGGUCCUCCCGCAGGGUUAUGGCUGGAACCUGCUCUACGGCUCACUGCUGCUGGGCCUUGUGGGUGGAGUGUGCACCCUGGGAGCUGGUCUCUAUGCCCGCGCUUCCUUCCUUACAUUUCUGCUCGUUUCUGGCUCCCUGGCCUCUGUCCUGGUCAGCUUUGUGGCAGUGGGGCCCAGGGACAUUGCCAUAACUCCUCAGCAUGGUGCCAAUGGCUCUUCUCUGCCACCUCGGUAUGGUCACUUCACGGGUUUCAACAGCAGCACCCUAAAGGAUAAUUUGAGAGCGGGCUACUCACAGGACUACACUACAGGCACCAUGAUGACUUUUGCCAGUGUGUUUGCGGUUCUCUUUAAUGGCUGCACAGGCAUUAUGGCUGGGGCCAACAUGUCAGGGGAACUGAAGGACCCCAGCCGGGCGAUACCUCUGGGCACCAUUAUUGCGGUAGUUUACACCUUCUUCAUCUACACCCUGCUUUUCUUCCUCUCCAGCUUCACCUGUGACAGAACACUGCUUCAGGAAGACUACGGCUUCUUCCGCGCCAUCAGCCUGUGGCCCCCGCUGGUGUUGAUCGGCAUUUAUGCCACAGCCAUCUCGGCCUCCAUGAGCUCCCUCAUUGGCGCCUCCCGCAUUCUGCAUGCUCUGGCCCAGGAUGACCUCUUUGGAGUGAUCCUGGCCCCUGCCAAGCUGGUGACCCGAGGUGGCAAUCCCUGGGGAGCGGUGCUGUAUUCUUGGGGCCUUGUCCAGCUGGUACUCCUGGCAGGGAAGCUGAACACACUGGCUGCUGUGGUCACGGUGUUUUACUUGGUGGCUUACGCAGCGGUAGACCUAUCCUGCCUGAGCCUGGAGUGGGCAUCGGCCCCCAACUUCCGCCCCACCUUCAACCUGUUCUCCUGGCACACCUGCCUGCUGGGCGUGGCUUCCUGUCUGCUCAUGAUGUUUCUCAUCAGUCCCGGGGCGGCCGGCGGCUCCCUGCUUCUCAUGGGCCUGCUCUCAGCCCUGCUCACUGCACGAGGAGGUCCCAGCAGCUGGGGCUACGUCAGCCAGGCUUUGCUUUUCCACCAGGUGCGCAAGUAUCUGCUCAGACUGGAUGUCCGGAAGGAACACGUGAAGUUCUGGCGCCCUCAGCUGCUGCUCCUGGUGGGGAACCCCCGAGGUGCCUUGCCUCUACUGCGAUUGGCCAACCAGCUCAAGAAAGGAGGGCUCUAUGUGCUUGGCCACGUCACCCUGGGCGAUCUUGAUUCCCUGCCCUCCGACCCCGUGCAGCCACAGUACGGGGCAUGGCUGAGCCUGGUGGACCGCGCCCAAGUGAAGGCCUUUGUGGAUCUCACCCUCUCGUCCUCUGUGCGCCAGGGGGCACAGCAUCUGUUGCGGAUCUCGGGUCUUGGUGGCAUGAAGCCCAACACCUUGGUUCUGGGGUUUUAUGACGAUUCUCCUCCCCAGGACCAUUUCCUGACAGACCCGGCUUUCUCUGAAGCUGAAGAUACCACUGGGGAGGGGGGGUCCCCAGCCCUGAGCACCUUGUUCCCUCCCCCCCGGGCUCCCGGGAGCCCCCGGGCGCUGAGCCCCCAGGACUAUGUGGCCACUGUGGCAGACGCCCUGAAGAUGAAUAAGAAUGUGGUUCUUGCUCGGGCCUGUGGGUCUUUGCCCCCUGAGAGGUUGAGCCGGGGGUCCGGGAGCUCCUCUCAGAUACAUCAUGUGGACGUGUGGCCCCUCAACCUGUUGCGGCCCCGAGGGGGGCCUGGCUACGUGGACGUUUGUGGCCUCUUUCUGCUCCAGAUGGCCACCAUUUUGGGCAUGGUGCCUGCCUGGCAUAGCGCCCGCCUUCGGAUCUUCCUGUGCUUGGGGCCUCAGGAGGCCCCCGGGGCAGCCGAGGGGCGCCUCAGGGCAUUGCUGAGCCAGCUGAGGAUUCGGGCAGAGGUGCGGGAGGUGGUGUGGGGUGAGGGGACCCCAGCCAAGGAGCAGGAGGAGGAAGCCGAAGGGGACUUUGUAAACGGUGGGCAAGGGGAUGCCGAGGCAGAGGCUCUGGCUGGCAGUGCCAACGCCUUAGUGCGGGCCCAGCAGGGACAGGGCAGUGGAGGGGGGCCCGGGGGCCCUGAGGGUGGAGAGGGCAAAGAAGGGCCCACCACCGCCCUCACCUUCCUGUACCUGCCGCGGCCACCCGCUGACCCUUCCCGGUAUCCCCGCUACCUGGCGCUGCUGGAGACGCUGAGCCGAGACCUGGGGCCCACGCUGCUCGCCCACGGGGUAACCCCGGUCACCUGCACCGACCUCUGACGCUCAGGGUCUGGUGCAGAAGCCCAGCCUCGCACUGAGGCUGGGCUGCCUGGGGACUGGAGCCUGGCCUUGUUUUCAGGGCGUCGGUCCUGGGACCUCAUGCGCUGAUGCAUCAGCGGACCGGCCGGCCUUUCCCUUCACUGGUGCCUUGGCCGGAGGAGCUGGCCUCCUGUGACUAGGCUACCUCAGCGUCCUCAUCCUGGCCACAAACUCUCCGGCCCGGGUGGUGGUGACUUUGUGUUUGUUCUGUUUGUGUUUUCUAACUGCUGAUCAUAAAUAAAUGA